Messenger RNA from Raphanus sativus (radish), 3395 nucleotides. Its product is annotated as disease resistance protein RPS6-like. The coding region runs from base 132 to 3161 and encodes 1009 amino acids. Gene Ontology annotation, biological process: signal transduction; defense response. Gene Ontology annotation, molecular function: ADP binding; ATP hydrolysis activity. The record is from RefSeq and is a predicted model, not a curated record. The transcript has 4 exons. NCBI's taxonomy places the organism in Eukaryota, Viridiplantae, Streptophyta, Magnoliopsida, Brassicales, Brassicaceae.
UAAAGUCAAUACAUAAGAAACUUCCUUCAAGUUGCAUAGGAAAAGAUCAAUAAGCAGCGAUGAAAUGCAUAUGUAGGGUUUCAUAAAGAAGCCCGUGGCGUUCUCAGAACUCUUAUCACAAUUAAGUUUCUAUGGCUCCUUCAUCUUCAUCUUGUUCCCGUAAUUGGGUCUAUGAUGUCUUCCCCAGUUUCAGCGGAAAAGACGUUCGUGUAGCUUUCCUCAGUCACUUUCUCAAGGAGCUGGAUCGGAAACUGAUUACUGUUUUCAAAGACAACGAGAUCGAGAGAAGCCAAUCCCUGGAUCCCGAGCUUGUACAGGCUAUUAGGGAUUCGAAGAUCGCAGUGGUUGUACUCUCGAAGAACUAUGCCUCCUCGAGCUGGUGCCUAAACGAGUUGCUGGAAAUCUUGAGAUGCAAGAAAAAGUUGGGCCAACUUGUGAUUCCCAUUUUCUAUGGUUUGGAUCCAUCUCACGUGCGGAAACAAACAGGAGGCUUUGGCAAGAUCUUCGAAAGGACUUGCAAGAACAGAGCACGGGAGCAAAUAAAAAAAUGGCGAAAAGCGUUGACCGGUGUAGCGAAUACCCUGGGAUAUCAUUCUAAAAACUGGGAUAAUGAAGCAAAAAUGAUCGAAGAUAUCACCAAUGAUAUUUCGUGUAAACUGAAGUUAACCCCACCAAAGGAUUUUGAUGACUUUGUUGGAAUGGAAGAUCAUAUGGCGGAGAUGCGUUCACGGUUGCAGUUGGACUCGGAGGAGGAAGUUAAAAUGGUUGGGAUAUGGGGUCCCUCUGGAAUAGGUAAGACUACAAUCGCGAGGGCUGCGUUUAAUCAGUUUAAGUGUAACUUCCAACGUAGUAUAUUCAUAGACAGGGCUUUCGUGACCAAGAGCAUGCAAGUCUAUAGAAGAGCCAACCCGGACGACUAUAACAUGAGGUUGGACUUGCAAAGAAACUUCCUGUCUGAAAUUUUAGGCAAAAAGAACAUAAGAAUAGAUCAUUUGAGUGCGGUAAGAGAUAGGUUAAAGCGCCGGAAAGUUCUCAUCGUUCUUGAUGAUUUGGAUGAUCAAGUAGUGUUAGAUACCUUGGCUGGUCAAACUCAUUGGUUUGGACGAGGGAGCAGAAUUAUUGUGAUCACAAAAGAUAGGCAACUCCUAAGGGCGAAUGGGAUCGAUUGCGUUUACAAGGUUGGUCUGCCAUCUGUUGAUCUAGCUUUAGAGAUGUUAAGCCGUUAUGCUUUCAGACAAAGCCGUCCUCUUCCUGGUUUCACGGACCUUGCAGCCGAAGUUGCGAAUCAUGUGGGCUAUCUUCCUUUGGGUCUUAAAGCCUUGGGUUCUUACUUGCGAGGGAGGGACAGGGAGUCUUGGAUCAUGCAUGGGCUUCGAAAGGGCCUGAACAGGAAAAUCGAGGAAGCACUUAGAGUUGAUUAUGAAGGAUUAGGUAGCAGAAAAGAUAAAGCGAUAUUCCGUCUCAUAGCUUGUGUCUUGAAUAAUGUGGAAACCAAUGACAUCAAGCUGCUUCUUGAAGAUAGUGACUUAGAUGUUUGUACGGGUCUUGAAAACCUACUUGAUCAUUCCCUAAUACAUGAAAGAUGGGAUGUUGUGCAGAUGCACUGCUUACUAGAAGAAAUGGGUAAGGAAAUGGCACGUACACAGUCCAAGAACCCUAUAAAACGUGAAUUCCUAGUGGACUCAAAGGAUAUUUGCGAUGUUCUUAGUGGUAACAAUGUAGCUGAAAAGCUUUCUGGGAUAUCAUUGAAUCUAGCGGAGUCAGAAGGGUUUAACAUUGAUAAAAAUGCCUUCGUCAGGAUGACAAACCUUCUUUUUCUGAGAAUAUAUGAGGACUCGUUGAAAUUGGAUAAACAAUGCAGAUUGCAUUUACAAGAAGGCCUGAACUAUUUGCCCCCUAACCUCAGAUUACUUUGUUGGGACAGCUACCCAUUAGAAUAUUUGCCUUCAAGUUUUCGCGGCGAAGAUCUUGUUGUUCUCAAAAUGCGGAACAGCAGGCUCGAGAAGUUGUGGGACGACGUUCCGUCGCUUACAUACCUCAAAGAUAUGGAUCUGGCGGGAUCUAAAAAUCUGGAAGAACUUCCAGAUCUCUCAAUGGCCACCAAUCUCAUGACACUGGAUCUCACAAAUUGCAAAAAGUUGGUGGUGUUACCUUCAUCUAUUGGUAGUCUCUAUAGACUGCAGAAAUUGAACCUUUCAGGAUGCACCUUGCUAGAGGAGAUAAUUCCAAAUGGAAUCAACCUAGAAUCUCUCUAUCGGCUUGAUCUUGGUGGAUGCACACGGUUUAGGUUUUUUCCGAAUAUCUCAAGGAAUAUCUCCUUUCUCAUUUUGAACCAAACAGCGAUCGAAGAAGUCCCUUGGUGGAUCGAGAACUUCACCAAGCUCAUAUGCCUAGAAAUGUGGGAAUGUAAAAAGUUAACGUACAUAUCCCCAAACAUUUCUAAGCUGAAAGUUCUUGAGAAGGCUGACUUUUCAAAUUGUGAGGCACUGACUAAAGCUAGCUGGGUUGACCGUUCAAGUCACACUAAGUUGCCAGUGCUCAAUUUCAUCAACUGUUUCAACUUAGAUCAAGAAUCUCUUAUUCAGCGCUCAGUUUUCAAGUACCUGAUCUUGCCAGGUCAGCAAGUGCCUUCGUAUUUCACCAACCAAGCUACUGGAAACACUCUUGCUAUCCCUCUACUUCAAAGCUCUCUUUCUCAACAGUUCUUGAGGUUUAGGGUUUGCCUUGUGGUUGACGCUGAAAAACCUAAACGCACAGAGAAUGGCACCGUUACUUCUAGCAGCUGGGUGUGUUGUCACUUCACUUGCAAAGAUGGGAUCCCCUUUGGCUAUUCUGAUUGUCGAAUCGACAUUGAUUUGCGGCGUCAGAUUGAUAAUCAUUUGGUUAUAUUUGACUCUUGUUUCCCUCUAAGCAAACUCAGUGAUCCGCUACUUGAGCUUAAUUACGAUCAGGUGGAUACAGAGAUCCAUUUCACCAGUGACUCGCUGUUCAAAAUAAGAAGAUGUGGUAUACGACUAUCUCAGACGGACCAAUCUUGUAUUCCUAUUUCUCUUGCACAUGUUCAGGAAGGAUAUAAAAGGAAAGCUACGAGUGAUCUAGGCAACGACACUGAAGAGACAGAGAGAAGCCGGAAACGAGUCAGGGUAACUAACCAAUGGUAAUGGAUACUUUGAUUCUAUAACUCUCUUUUUAGUUCCGUUUUCAAGAUUUAGUUUCAAUAUUUUUUAUACAGUAAGAUCACAAGACACAAUGAGUUGUAGGGAUUUAAAGAUGUUUAGUUUUUCGUACUGGAGGCUUGUAGGGAUUUUGCUAAUGUACUUUUCACUCAGUCUUCUACUAAUGGAGUUUGCAAAUGUAUGUCUUUUUGCUCUUUAAUGAAUUUAUUAUUAUUAUUA